Salvia miltiorrhiza (redroot sage) is the source of this 1253-nucleotide messenger RNA. RefSeq names its product ataxin-3 homolog. The coding region runs from base 182 to 1087 and encodes 301 amino acids. Gene Ontology annotation, cellular component: nucleus. The record is from RefSeq and is a predicted model, not a curated record. The transcript is spliced from 2 exons. Lineage: Eukaryota; Viridiplantae; Streptophyta; Magnoliopsida; Lamiales; Lamiaceae. Gene Ontology annotation, biological process: protein deubiquitination. Gene Ontology annotation, molecular function: cysteine-type deubiquitinase activity.
GGUUUAAUAUAAAUUUUUAAACUUGCAAAUGAAAUAUUGAUCAAUUUUUCUUGGAAAAAGAUAUUGAUUAUGUUUGUCUCCUUGUUAAUCACAAUUCACAAACAAAAAGGCAACUGAACUCCAUCGCUGCAAUUUAUCUAGGUUAGAAACGGUGAUUGGGGUUUAGAGAGAGAGAGAGAGAAUGAGUAGUAACGCAGAAGGGGGAGGGGGAGGGGGAGGGGCCAGCAACGGGGGGAUGUUGUACCACGAGGUACAAGAGUCGAAGCUGUGCGCGGUGCAUUGCGUGAACACAGUGUUGCAGGGCCCCUUUUUCUCGGAGUUCGAUUUGGCGGCGUUGGCCUCCGAUCUAGAUCGUACGGAGCGGCAAAUGAUGCUCGGCGCCGUCACCGGAGAUUUUCUCCCCGAACUCUCGCAUAAUGUCUCUCUCGAUGGCGACUUCAGCAUCCAGGUUCUACAAAAAGCUUUGGAAGUGUGGGAUCUGCAAGUCAUUCCCCUUGAUAGCCCGGUGGCCGAGCCAGCUCAAAUAGAUCCCGAGAAGGAAAAUGCCUUUAUUUGUCACUUGCAGGACCAUUGGUUUUGUAUUAGAAAAGUUAAUGGAGAGUGGUAUAAUUUUGACAGCCUCUAUCCAGCACCGGAGCACCUCUCGAAGUUCUACCUUUCAGCUUACCUGGACUCUUUGAAGGGCUUUGGGUGGAGCAUUUUCCUAGUGAGAGGAAAUUUCCCAAAGGAAUGCCUCGUCACAUCCUCCGAAGCCUCCAACGGGUUCGGGCAGUGGCUUUUACCUGAAGACGCGGAGAGGAUCACCAAGUCGUGCAACACGGCAUCAAGAACACAGAAGGUAACUGGUCAGCAGCAGCAGCAGCAGCAGCAACAGCAGCAGCAGCUUUCUGAUCCCUACAUGCAGUAUGAUGAUGCACAAAUGUUACUAGAUGAUGAAGAUGAGGAUUUGAAAGCUGCAAUAGCUGCCAGCCUGAUGGAAUCCUCUACUCCUCCGUUGGCUGCGGCGGUGACAACGACUACUACUACUGAAACGCAACCAAGCUCCUCAGAAAAUGAGAUCAACAUCAGUGAGGAAAAGAAGGAAUGAGAGAGGCCAUGGUCGAAGAUAUAGGUGAUACUCAUCAGUGUGGUUUGUGUAAAUUCUAUGAUUGUUUAAAGGAAACUGUAAAAACUUUAUCCUUCAAAACAAUCAUGACGAGGGGGCAAAUUAUACCACAUUUUUUGAAUAAUAUGGCCUUAUAUGUUUGAAUUUA